This is a messenger RNA of Acipenser ruthenus (sterlet), 4883 nucleotides long. Its product is annotated as zinc finger CCCH domain-containing protein 7B-like. Gene Ontology annotation, molecular function: miRNA binding; metal ion binding. NCBI's taxonomy places the organism in Eukaryota, Metazoa, Chordata, Actinopteri, Acipenseriformes, Acipenseridae. The record is from RefSeq and is a predicted model, not a curated record. Gene Ontology annotation, biological process: miRNA processing.
UCCCUCCCCCUGUUUCUCAGAGUGGUCCGAUCCCCACCAACCUGCCCAGCACUGUGGCUCGUCUCAUCCCGGUGUUCCCGAGGGGUGUUUCCCCGGCCCUGCCCUCCUGCCCCCGGCUCCCCUCCGCCUUCUUCCCCUCCGGGGGGGGCAAGAUGAACUCCCUGGACUCCUUCGAAGCUCCCGGCUCAGCCCACAGCGCCCCCUCUGUCCUGGAUGACCUUGACAGCUUCAGUACUGCAAGCACAGGCAGGGGUGUGGAUGUAGGACCAGGACUCGACUCUCUGUCCGAAUUCACUGCCCCCCUUCCAAUCCCAGCGUCCCGCACACACACAGGGUCGAGGACUCGAAUAAAUAUGAACCCACCGUCUGGCCAACAGUUGAGUGGCUCGUCUCGCUUUCCUCUGGCUCUCCGGAAUCCUCUCCUCUCGACUCACGAGUUCAAAGCCGCCUGUCCGUCCUGCUUCAUCAAGACAGGCCCCAAGGCGAUGGAUUUUACCCACAAUGCCGAGCCUCACCAGUGCAGGAGGGACGUGCUGCUGUGCCGGGUCCGCGGCACGCGGGACCAGAGCUGGAAGCGGGUUCGAGUCAGACCGCAGAGGAACAACUUCCUGGGGGCGUUCGUGCUGUGCAAGGAGGUGCUCAGGAAGCAGCAGUGUCAGUAUGGGGAGGGCUGCACCUUCGCGUACUGCCAGGAGGAGAUCGAUGUCUGGACUCAGGAGAGGCGCGGGACCCUGAACCGAGAGAUGCUGCUCCGGCCCCCGAGGGGGGGGAGCGGGGGGGGCGGGGGGGGGGGCCUGACCGUGUCCCGCCUCCUCGCCACCUACCACGGGGUGUUCCUGUUCCUGUGUGAGGAGUGUUUUGACAGUAAGCCUCGUAUCAUCAGCAAGCGCUCUGAAGACAAUCCUUCUGUCUGCUCCAACCUGUCUGCCGAACGCUUCGACGAGAACAAGUGCCUGGUCCACGCGCUGCGCUCCACCUCGAUGCGCUAUUCCAAGCUGAGGCCCUUGAACCCGCGCUGUCAGCUGGACCUGUGCCGACACGAGAGUCGAUAUGGCUGCCAGAGGGAAGAUAACUGCAGCUUUGCACACAGCCUAGUGGAGCUCAAGACCUGGGAGCUGCAGAAACACACAGGAAUCACUCACGAGGAGAUCGUUCAGGAGUCUAAGAGACACGGGUUCAAACUGGAGCUGGGAAACCACAGAGCCACGCCUGCCCGCCUCUCUGGCCCCGCCCCCCUCUCUGGCCCCGCCCUGGCCCCGCCCCCUCACUCCCCCCCUCUCUCUCUCAGGAUGAAGUUCGUGUGCGGUCAGUGCUGGAGGGACGGGCAGGUCAGCGAGCCGGACCGGGCUCUGCGCUACUGCACAGCGAGGUCCAAACACAGCUGGACCCGCGAGCGCCGCGUGCUGCUCGUCACGUCCGCGGAGAGGAGGACGUGGGUCCUGGUUCGGCCCCCUCCCCUUUUCCACAACUUCCCCCAGCGCUACGACCUGUGUGUUCAUAUUCUCAAGUACAGGAAGUGUCACUAUAUUGGGAGCUGCUCGUUUGCACACAGUCCAGAGGAGAGGGACGUGUGGACAUACAUGAAGGACAACAACAUGAGGGACAUGCAGCAGAUGUACGAGCUGUGGCUGAGACUGACCGCUCAGAACCGCCAGGCGGACGGGACCCUGCUGACCUCGGGAGGGGAGGAGAAACAGAUCGUCAUGCCGACCGACUACGCGGAGGACAUGGCUGGGUUUCACUGCAGGGUCUGUGGGAGGCACAGUAACAGCGCCCGUCAGUGGGAGCAGCACAUCAGCACAGAGAAGCACAAGGAGAAGCUCUUCAUCGUCACCCAGGAGGAAGAGGAGGGGAGCGAAGGAGCCGGCUGGAAACACCGCUUCCCAGGAGAGAGCUUCACCCUGUGCAGCAAACUGCAGGACGGUUCCUGUCCGGAGGGUGUGGCCUGUAGCUCCGCCCACAGCGAGGAGGAGCUUGCGGAGUGGCGGGAGAGGCGGGACUUCCUGAGGAGGAGGCUGCAGCGGGCGCGGGAGGACAUGCUGGUGGCGCCCUCCGACAACGACUUCGGGAAAUACAGCUUCCUUCUGCAGGACUGAGAGAACAGAGAGAGAAAGAGAGACUCACACACACAGAGACAGAGAGAGAGAGAGAGACUCACACACACACACAGAGAGAGAGACACGCACACACAGAGAGAGAGAGAGAGAGAGAGACACGCACACACACACACACAAAUACAGCUUCCUUCUGCAGGACUGAGAGAACAGAGAGAGAAAGAGAGACUCACACACACAGAGACAGAGAGAGAGAGACUCACACACACACACAGAGAGAGAGAGAGAGAGAGACACGCACACACACACACACAAAUACAGCUUCCUUCUGCAGGACUGAGAGAGAAAGAGAGACUCACACACACAGAGACAGAGAGAGAGAGACUCACACACACACACAGAGAGAGAGACACGCACACACAGAGAGAGAGAGAGAGAGAGACACGCACACACACACACACACAAAUACAGCUUCCUUCUGCAGGACUGAGAACAGAGAGAAAGAGAGACUCACACACAGAGAGAGAGAGAGAGACACACACACACAGAGACACAGAGAGAGAGACACAGAGAAAGAGAGACUCUCACACACACACACACAGAGACACAGAGAGAGAGAGAGAGACACAAAGAGAGAGAGAGACAGAGAGAGAGAGACACGCACACACACACACACACACAGAGACACAGAGAGAGAGAGAGAGAGAGACACAAAGAGAGAGAGAGACAGAGAGAGAGAGGCACGCACACACACACAGAGAGAGAGAGAGAGACACGCACACACACACGGAGAGAGACGGAGAGAGAGAAAGAGACACAGAGAGAGACACACACACACACACACACACACACACACAGAGACACACAUACACACACACAGAGACACACACAAAUGCAGCUUCCUGCUGCAGGACUGAGAGGAGGGACAGAGAGACACAAAGAGGGGAGGAGAAAUGGAGGGAGGCACAGUCUAGGUCAGAAUGUUUAGUGACAGAUACUGCAGUUAUAAUAAUGAUGAUGAUAAUAAUGAUGAUUUGUAGUGAUAUGAUUACUGUUCAUAUUUCAGGUUCUGUCGUCGAUAACGAACAAAUCAAAUUAAAUCAAGCAGAAACGAGACCCUAAACCGUGAAUAUUAAUAUUUUAAAAUGAGUUGCCUUGCACUAGAUUCACGGAGCAUCUAUCUAUCUAUAUAUAUCUAUCUAUCUAUCUAUAUAUCUAUUAAAUACAAUGUUUAAUUAAUUAAUUAAUUAAUUAAUUAAUUAAUUAAUUAAAUACAAUAGUUAAUUGCUAGUUUACUAAUAUGUAGAAAGGUUAUAAAAACUAAUAAUUAUUAAACAACUCAAUAUUCCUGAAUUUAGAAUUUUUUUUGUAAAUUCAACGGCAAACGUUUCCACUAGAAGUCUCUCUCAGCAUCUUCAGUGUAAAUUCAAUGGCAAACGUUUCCACUAGAAGUCUCUCUCAGCGUCUUCAGUGUAAAUUCAAUGGCAAACGUUUCCACUAGAAGUCUCUCUCAGCAUCUUCAGUGUAAAUUCAACGGCAAACGUUUCCACUAGAAGUCUCUCUCAGCGUCUUCAGUGUAAAUUCAAUGGCAAACGUUUCCACUAGAAGUCUUUCUCAGCGUCUUCAGUGUAAAUUCAAUGGCAAACGUUUCCACUAGAAGUCUCUCUCACCGUCUUCAGUGUAAAUUCCCUUUUAGUUUGUCUAAAGGUAUGACAAUUAAAUUAAAAUCUUAAAAGGGUUUAAUUCUGUAAGUAAAAAAUAAGUCAUGAAAUAGAGGGAAAUAAUUAAGGUGUUGUUACCAAACUUGUCCACUAGAUGUCGCUAUGGAACAGAGUGACGUGUUCUGACGUUUCUCUUCAGCUCAGAGGCUGUGUGGUCCAGUGGUUAAAGAAAAGGGCUUGUAACCGGGCGGUCCCGGGUUCAAAUCCCACCUCAGCCACUGACUCACUGCGUGUGACCCUGAGCAAGUCACUUCACCUCCUUGUGCUCCGUCUUUCGGGUGAGACGUAGUUGUAAGUGACUCUGCAGCUGAUGCAUAGUUCACACACCCUAGUCUCUGUAAGUCGCCUUGGAUAAAGGCGUCUGAUAAAUAAACUAAUAAUAAUAAUGAUGAGAAACGUUUUCAAAUUCUAGAUAAAUUAAUAAGCAAGAUUUUAUCUUUUCGGUUUCUGUAUUCAUCAUAAUAUUAAUUAAUUAAUAUAUUAAUCUAAUCUAGCCUCAAUGCUUUAGCUAAUAAUCUACUUCAUUAUAAUAAUAAUUAUUAUUAAUAUUAGGUAGAUUAAUAUUAUAUAUUAGAAUAUUGAUUCAUUAUUAUAAUUAUACACUUGUUAUAAUAAAAUAUUAUACAUAUUAUAAAGUAAUUAAUAUCAAAUCUAGCUGCAAUGCUUUAAUAUCUACCUAAUAAUUGUAAUAAUUAGUAAAUAUCUUAAUAUCUAAUCUAGCUGCAAUGUUUUAGCUAAUAUAUACCUAAUAAUUGUAAUAAUUAAUAUCUUAAUAUCUAAUAAUCUAGGUGCAAUGCUUUCGCUAAUAUAUAUCUAAUAGUAAUUAAUUAAUUAAAUAUGUUGAGAUCUAAUCUAGCUGCAAUAUUUUGGCUAAUCUUCUACUUAUUAUUAAUAAUAAUAAUAAUAAUAAUAGUAAUAAUAAUAUUGAUAAUAAGUCGUUCUAAUGGUGUUGUUGUUGCUGUUGUAAUACAGGUCGCAUUUUUACUGUAUAAUAUUCUCAUCCUAGGAUGCAAUCCCAGUUAACUGUAGAAUUUGGGUUUGAUAAAAUAAAUUAAAAAAAUCAAUACAUGAAUUUAAUAAGUUAAAUAAAUAAAUAAAUAAAUAAAUA